Molecule: messenger RNA, 4991 nt
Organism: Cephus cinctus (wheat stem sawfly)
Lineage: Eukaryota; Metazoa; Arthropoda; Insecta; Hymenoptera; Cephidae
Product: claspin
Exons: 8
Coding region: 153-4874 (1573 amino acids)
Biological process (GO): activation of protein kinase activity; mitotic DNA replication checkpoint signaling; mitotic G2 DNA damage checkpoint signaling
Molecular function (GO): anaphase-promoting complex binding
Source: RefSeq, a predicted model, not a curated record
UUACAUUUCCUUCUGUAUCUUGAAUCCCGGAAUAAUAUACGUUUUUGGCGCGGAAUCAAGAGCUGUGGCUGUCAAAAAAGUAGGUACUGUGGCAGUAAUGAAUUUGGAGCGCAAUUGCAUUUUGUGUAAAUAAUAAUAAUUUUGCGGGAAAAAUGACGACUAUUGUUGAAACAGCGAUUAUUCAAACUAGUGAAAUUAAUAAAAGUGAUACAAUGAAUGUCACUGACAGUAAUAGCAUCAUAACAAAUCCAUUCAAUAAUGAAUCAGACAUGCUGUCUAAGGACAACUCAAAGGAGAAUGAAAUUGAUAAUUCCAAGAAUCAGGAUAAGAAUGAUAGUAUACAGAUAUUAACAAAUGUCUUGGAGAAUAAUAAGAAUGAAACAACAUUUGAAAUGACAGAUAACAAGUUAGAAAAUGCAAAGAGGGUCAGUGAAGAAACUGUAUUAAUAGAUUCCAUAUGUGGAAAUAAUCAUAUUAGUAAAACUGAGGAAGAUAUCGGUGAACUUAUAUCAAUGAACAGCGAAGACGUGAUUCCUGAUGAUGGGGAUGAUGACAUACAAAAAUCAAUACACAAAAACAUGUUAAGCAUUGUAGACAGUGAAUCGGAGGAUGAGGACUUCUCAUCGUUGUUUCAACAGAAGGAUAAUACUCCAAAAGAUGAUUUUAAUCCUGGUGCAACUAUUGGUACAAAUCCAUUGAAAUAUACAAAAGUUUCCUAUAGUAAAAGUCGGAGAAUUCUGGACAGUGAUUCUGACGCGGACGAACCUUCUGGUAUUAAAAAUGAUGGUGAUGAUGAGAACCACAGCAUUACAAGUAAUUCUGAUUCAGACAAAUCAGUACAAAAGUCAAAGCCAAAUGGAAAUAAGAUCAAUGACUUAAUAGAUUCUGAUUCUGAUGACGAUAAUAAUCAGAAUACUCGAAAUGACUUCGCUGAAGAAGAUCACAAUGAUCAAAAAUCUGCUGAGCAGAUACUGAAAAAGGCAACUAAAAAGAGAACGCAAACUGCAAGGUCAUCGAAGGAAGAAGCAAUGAGACAAAUAAGGAGCGAAAGUCAACGGCUUGUACGAGAGUCAAAUGUUUCUUUACCUUAUCAUAGACCUAAACAAAGGACUUUACAAGAGUUUCUAAACAGAAGAAAACUUGUUUCUACCCUCCCCAAAGCACCAACUACUGCUGCUAAAGUCAGAAUGUCUUCAAAUAUAGUGAGCCAAGUUCUGAAAGAGAAGGAAAAAGAGGCAGAACUCUUUUACAAAUCUUCUGAUUCAGAAGAAGAAACAAAUGAUAAAGAAUUACCAAAAGAAACGCCUGUACAUAUUAAUGUUACAAAUGAUCUCACAACAGUUUCAAACAACGCAGAUAGUACAGAUAUCGAGGAAACGCAAAAAAUGAUGAACGGCAACGUACAGAACGCUCACAAUAAGAAAGAAAUAAUUCGACAAGGGACUUAUGAACUUGGAGUUCCACGGAAAUUGUUUGGCCUAGACUCGGAAGAAAUAAAUGAGCAGGAGAAUGUUGAGACAGAAGAGCAGGAGGAAAAUAUUCAAAAGCCUGUUAAGGAAUAUAAACAUGGGUUAAAGGAAGUCAGUGUUCCAAGACAAUUAUUUGGGAAUGAUUAUCAGGAUGACACUGACUCCAAUACAAAGAGGAAAGACAUACAGGAAUCAAAUACGCCUGAUACAUUACAAAAUCGAAAUAAUGACGACGGUCAGUCGGACACAAUCGAUACAUUAAUAAAAUCGCUGGAAGACGAAAUUAAUAAGAGUAAUGUUAAAGAAAACACUCUAAAAGAGACAGAUAAUUUGGUGGAAGCAGAUGACGAUAUUCUAUUAGAAAUGGCAAAAGAUGAUGUUAAAAUUGUUGAACCUGACGAGCAACAACAUGUCAAAGAUAAGGAAUCAUUACCUGCGAACAAUACGAUUUCCGAAACGCCAUUUAUAAGUAAUAAAGAAUUGGCUAAAUUAAAUAAGAAAGAUAAUAUAAGCACAAGUUCAGUAAUUAAUCAAGUUGAUAAAUCAGAUUCAUCUAAGAUGGAGGAAACUGAAUUAUCAACACCUAUUGGUCACGUAUAUGGAUUACCGUUCCCUGAAUUUGAAGAUGAUAUACCAAUAGAAAAACCAAGUGCUAUAAAGAAAAAAAUAUUGCCAAAUGUCCCAAAUGUUAGGCCUACGUUGAGAGGAAUCUCAGGAAUGGUCAUUGACUUCUCGCAGGAUGUCAAGCCAAGUAAAGAAGGUGUAAAUAAUUUGAUGAAUAGAUUUUUAAAACACACUGCUAUUAUAAACAAAGCUGAAACUGUUACAGACGUAACUGUGAUACAUACGGAGAUCACUGCUGAUGGCGUAACCGCAACAAAGCAAGUUAUCCCGUACAAAAUAGAGGGUGAAAAGAAUGAUUCAGAACUGAAUAAACCUGGGGCAAAACAUGUACGUCUAAGGGAAGAACUGAAACAGAAAAUGUUUACUAAACGUACUGAAGAAUGGGAACAGAAGGAACAGGAAAUGAAGACGUUGGAAAAGGAACUGUAUGGUGAUGAGAAAAGUACUUGCGGAAUGGACGACGAGGAACUAGAAGAAGAGAUAGAAGAACUUAGUGGCAGUGGGGAAAGUGAACCGGAAGAAGAUGAUAUGCCUCUUAGGGAAAACAAACAAAAGAAAAACUGUCCUUUUUUGGAUAACGAAGCAGAAGUUAGUGAUGAGGAGGACAUACAAAAAACUGGGGAUGAUGAUGAUGAUGAAGACGAAUACUGUGAGAAGGAAAGAAAUGUUAAUAACGAAGAGAAAGAAAUUGAUUACGAUGAAGAAGAAGAUGAGCAUGAGGAGGACCAGGAAGAACAGGAGCAAGAUGAAGAUGAGGAUGAUGAUGACGAUGAAGAUGAUACAAAGGAAGAUGGUUUGCAUGAAGCAAGAAAACGAAAGAGAAUUGUAAAGGCGUUUGAUGAAAAUUCAAAUGAAUCAACACAAUCUGACGAUAAGACCGUUAACACUGAAAAACCUUCUUUUACUAGAACUAAAACCGACAUAGAUAUGUUUGACACAGAUGGUAAUAAUGACUGGAUAAGUGACGAAGAGGAUGAACUUCCUGCUUUUCAACCACGCAAUAACACAAGUGAUAUAAGAAGUCAAGCGUGCCAAACACCAUUGGUUACAACAAAUUGCCUCAGUUUUGUCUCUCCGAUAACACAAUUGACAGCUUUGAAUACUCAUAUGGAAUCUGCCAAGAAACAAACUCCAACCAAUGAUGUUUACUCUCUACCAAUUACUGAUCUGCCGUCUACAGAGAAAACACCAGUAAUUAAAAGCUUAGGCGAUCGUAGUUUGGAUAAACGUAUUGGCCCGCAGAAAAAGUUAUUUGAAGAGGAUACAGAAUUAGUUAAAGAUGAAGAACUAAUGGAAGUGUGUUCAGGAAGAUUUACUGCAACAGAAAACAUUGAAAAAGAUCUAUCUGCUUUAUUAGAUUCUUCUAUGCAGACAAAAUCUUCAGAAGUGCAAUUAUUGAAUAUUUUCUCAGGAUCUUUUUCUACGCAGCAAUCACAGGAGAACCAGGAAGAGAAUUCUCGUGUUGACAUUGAGGAAGAUUCAUCUGAGAGUACAAGACUGACAUUGGAAAAGAAUUCUCAGUUAUCUGUGAAGAGUCCCAUUAAGAAUAAGAAGUCCGAGACUCCUUGGACAGCACUGAGAGUCGUUUCUACCGAUGAGGAAGAGGAGAUUCUUAGAGAUACUAAUGAUGAAAUAGUUAAGAAGAAGAAGCUAACGAAGAAGAAGGUGAAGAAAUUAGAAUUGUCUGACGAAGAAGAUAGUGACGCUGAGCGUUUAACCGAAGUGGACGAAGAUGAGGAGGAGCAAGAGGAAAAUUGCGAGCUCGAAAACGAAGAGAAAUAUAUUGAUUACGACUCAGAAGAGAAUGAAAUCGUGGUCGUACCAAAGAAAGAAAUAAAGAAAGUCGCAGCAACAUUUCUGGAGAAUGAAGCAGAGUUGAGCGAGAGUGAAUGGGGUUCCGCAGAUGAGGAUGAAAAAGAUUUGGAUAAGCUUGAGUACGAAGAGGGUGACAAUGAGGAGAUUGAUGAAAAUCAAAUGAAAGAUCAAUUGGGAAGAAUUCACAUGAGACAGGUACUAGAUGAUGAUCAGAGAAACGUUAGGAUGAUCAAAGAAUUACUUUUUGAAGAUGGUGACUUGUAUACUGAUGGCGCUGGUCGCGAAAGAAAAUUUAGAUGGAAGAAUAUGGAUAACUUUGGAGAGGACGUCAAUAAUCCAUUAGGCGAUAACGCUGAUGCAACAUUAGAAAUUACAGAGGAGGAGAACGAAUUACAAUGGCGUAAACUACGACUUGAAAGAGAAAAGUUUUUAGAGGAGAAAAAGAAAUCAGGCGAGAUAAAGGAUGAUAUUGAGGAGGAUAUGGGAAGCAGUCAGUUUUUUAAAUUAGGUAUGAAGGCAUUACAAAAACGCAAAUGCGUUCAAAGCGGGAGUCAAGAUAGUUCAAAUGGGCUGUCUAAGUCAACAGACCCAAUAAUGCCACGUACUAUUUUGGAUUUGUUAGAUAGUCCUACGAUUGGGGCAAAGUCUUCGAUAUUACGAACUGCAGUGAAGCGUGGCUCUUUCCUAGCCAGAGGAGAAGAAUCGUUAGCGCGUUUGGCUGCAAUGGUAAAUCAAAAUACAGAGACAACAAUUUGCGGUGCCAAAAAUAGUAGAAAUUUUGUAUUUGCGCACGUGAGUCCAGCAAUCAAAAACGAUGAAGAAAAUCAAGAAACGACCGACGAAAAUAUCUCAGAUAAUAACUUACAGACUCGUAAAAGAAAAUCCAACGCAGGAGUAACACCCAGAACUGCGAAAAAAAAGAAAAUCGAAGCAUCGACGUCAAAGGGAAAGAAACUAUUUUUAUAAAUAACGCGCAUGUAAGAAAGUCUAAUUUUUUAAAUAUAGUAAAUAUAAAAAAUAUAAUUAUUAUUGUAGACCAUUUAUUCAAGGAUGUAAAUAAAAGAGAUAUCUUUUGCAAUGAUA